This is a messenger RNA of Gadus chalcogrammus (walleye pollock), 3542 nucleotides long. Its product is annotated as serine/threonine-protein kinase TAO1-B-like. The record is from RefSeq and is a predicted model, not a curated record. Lineage: Eukaryota; Metazoa; Chordata; Actinopteri; Gadiformes; Gadidae. Gene Ontology annotation, biological process: execution phase of apoptosis; protein phosphorylation. The coding region runs from base 519 to 3542 and encodes 1007 amino acids. The transcript is spliced from 23 exons. Gene Ontology annotation, molecular function: ATP binding; protein kinase activity.
UGUGUGUGUGUGUGUGUGUGUGUGUGUGUGUGUGUGUGUGUGUGUGUGUGUGUGUGUGUGUGUGUGUGUGUGUGUGUGUGUGUACGUGUACGGGCUGGAGGUCGCGGCGGUGGAGGAGCAGGGAGGGGGAUGAUCACAACACAGUGAAGGUGGAGCAGCUCGUCCUCCGUCAGGUCAUGAGGACCUAACCUCGGUUACCAUGGAGCCGGAGGACUCUGCUCCCCUCACGGCGUGACCUCAGUCUGGAUCCACCAGAACAUGGACGCUCCCUCCUCCAGACCCGAGUCUGUUACCGGACUGCUUCCGAGAAGUUUUUUUUUACGUCUUCCCAUCUGAGGAAGAGUUGAGAGCCUCGUCAGAGCGCCCGGAACGCCCGGACUCCUCUGCAGGGUCUGAAUCAGUCCCUCUUCCUGUUCUCCGGCCUGGAGGUAGCAGGGCCCCUCCCGUUUGGCAGAUGACUCCUCCCCCGCUCCGCUGUAGCCCAGAGGCCAGGUAGCGGAUCGGGUUGGGCCGGCAGGAUGCCGUCGUCCCUGCGGGCGGGCAGCCUGAAGGACCCCGACGUGGCCGAGCUCUUCUUCAGGGACGACCCGGAGAAGCUCUUCUCCGACCUCCGCGAGAUCGGACACGGCAGCUUCGGCGCUGUCUACUUUGCCAGAGAUGUGCGGACCAAUGAGGUCGUGGCCAUCAAGAAGAUGUCCUACAAUGGAAAGCAGUCCAACGAGAAGUGGCAGGACAUCAUAAAGGAAGUGAAGUUCCUGAUGGGGAUCCGCCACCCCAACAGCAUCGAGUACAAAGGCUGCUUCCUGAGAGAGCACACGGCCUGGCUGGUGAUGGAGUAUUGUCUGGGCUCGGCCUCAGAUCUCCUGGAAGUUCAUAAGAAACCCUUACAGGAAAUAGAGAUCGCUGCCAUUACCCAUGGUGCUUUGCAGGGGUUGGCCUACCUCCAUUCACACAACAUGAUCCAUAGGGAUGUGAAGGCUGGUAACAUUCUGCUCACGGAGCCCGGUCAGGUUAAACUGGCAGACUUUGGCUCCGCCUCCAUAGCGUCUCCCGCCAACUCCUUUGUUGGAACGCCGUACUGGAUGGCCCCUGAGGUGAUCCUGGCGAUGGACGAGGGGCAGUACGAUGGGAAGGUGGACGUCUGGUCGCUGGGGAUCACCUGCAUCGAGCUGGCCGAGAGGAAGCCUCCGCUGUUCAACAUGAAUGCAAUGAGUGCCUUGUACCACAUCGCGCAGAACGAGAACCCCACCCUGCAGUCCAGCGACUGGUCGGAUUUAUUUAGAAACUUUGUUGAUUCUUGCCUUCAGAAAAUUCCCCAGGAUCGGCCACACUCUGACGACAUGCUGGGUCAUGCCUUCCUGCAGCGGGAGCGCCCUGGCUCGGUCCUCAUGGACCUGGUCCUCAGGACCAAGGAGGCGGUGCGCGAGCUGGACAACCUGCAGUACCGCAAGAUGAAGAAGCUGCUGUUCCACGAGGCGCCCAACGGGCCCGCCCCCGCAGAGACCCCCCACGGGGACCCCGAGGAGCUGGAGGCGGGGGGGGGCCGGGGGGGCAGCGUGGGCAGCAGUCAGUCCAUUCCCAGCAUGUCCAUCAGCUCCCAGAGCAGCUCCGUCACCAGCCUCCCCCCGGAGGAGCUGCUGGAGGGGGAGAACACCGUCAUGUCCAGCAACUCCGUCAUCCACGUCAAGCCGGAGGAGGAGGGGGGUCUGGUGUUGGAGGAGGCGGUCCCCAGCGGCCCCUCAGAGGCCCCCCCCCCGGAGGGCCCCCCCCCGGAGGGCCCCCCCCCGGGCCCCAAGAAGCACCGCAACCGGGAGCACUUCGCCACCAUCAGGACCGCCUCUCUGGUGACCCGGGAGAUGCAGGAGCACCAGCAGGACUCGGGGUUGCGGGAGCAGAUGUCGGGGUACAAGCGCAUGCGGCGGCAGCACCAGAAGCAGCUGCUGGUGCUGGAAAACAAGCUGCGGGCGGAGCUGGAGGACCAGCGCGGCCGAUUGGACAAGGAGCUGGAGGCCCAGAGGAGCGCCUUCAGCCAGGACACGGACAAGCUGCUCAAGAAGCACCAGGCCGCCAUGGACAAGGACCUGAAAACGUUCACCAACGAUGAGAAGAAGUUCCAGCAGCACAUCCAGCUGCAGCAGAAGAAGGAGCUCAGCAGCUUCCUGGAGUCCCAGAAACGGGAGUAUAAGCUGCGCAAGGAGCAGCUCAAAGAGGAGCUUCAGGAGAACCAGUCGACUCCUAAGAAGGAGAAGCAGGAGUGGCUUUCCAAGCAGAAGGAGAACAUCCAGCACUUCCAGGCGGAGGAAGAGGCUAACCUGCUGCGCAGACAGAGGCAGUACCAGGAGCUGGAGUGUCGGCGCUUCAAGCGAAGGAUCCUGAUCGCCAAGCACAGCGUGGAGAAGGACCUGGCCAGAGAGGAGCUGAACAAGGUCCAGAUGCACCGGGACCUGGACCACGCGCUCCUGCUGCGGCAGCACGAGGCCAUGCAGGAGCUUGAGGUGCGGCAGCUGGGCGCGGUCCAGCUGGCGCGGGCGGAGCUGUUCGGCCUGCAGCACCAGACGGAGCUGACCAACCAGCUGGAGUACAACAAGAGGAGGGAGCGCGAGCUGCGGCGCAAGCACGUCCUCGAGGUCCGGCAGCACCCCAAGAACCUCAAGUCCAGGGAGCAGCAGAUCAGGCGUCAGUUCCAGGACUCCUGUGCGGUGCAGAGCCGUCAGUCCAAGGCCCUGAGGGCCCGUCUGCUGGAGGCCGCCCCCCGCAGCGAGCACAAGGCGCUGCAGAAGAGGCUGAAGGAGGAGCAGACCCGCAAGCUGGCCGUGCUGGCGGAGCAGUACGACCACUCCAUCAACGACAUGCUGUCCACGCAGGCGCUCCGAUUGGACGAGGCCCAGGAGGGGGAGGGCCAGGUGCUGCGCUCCCAGCUGCAGCAGGAGCUGGAGCUGCUCAACGCCUACCAGAGCAAGAUCAAGAUGCAGACGGAUGGCCAGCAGAACAAGGAGAGGGCCGACCUGGAGCAGAGGCUGUCCCUACGACGGGCUCUGCUGGAGCAGAAGAUCGAGGAGGAGAUGCUGUCGCUGCAGAACGAGCGUCUGGAGCGGAUCGGCUUGCUGCUGGAGCGGCAGGCCCGCGAGGGCGAGGCCUUCGACUCGGAGAGCAUGAGGCUGGGCUUCAGCAACAUGGUGCUGUCGGGCACGGCCCCGGACCCCCAGGGCUGGGGGGGCGGGGCCCCGGGGGGGGGGGGGGCCCCGGGGGGGGGCGCGCACUGGGCGGGCCCCGGGGGCGGGGCCGGACACCGCCACCAGGGCGCGUCAAGCUCCCAGCAGCCCUGGGGCCACCCCGUGCUCUCCGGGGGCCCGCCCCCCUGGAGCCUCCACCGGCCCGGAGGGGGGGGCCGGAGGGGCAGCGGGGGGGGGCCGGGGGGGCUGAGGAGCAGCCCGCAGCCCCCCAGGAGGACCUCAGCCGGGGGGAGGAGCCAACAGGGCAUGAGCAGGAGCGCCAGCAUCACCUCCCAGAUCUCCACCGGGUCCCACCUCUCCUACACCUGA